GUGCUGCCCGCUUCGGGCGCGGCAGCUGUGGGUGUGUUCCAUGCUGCUGCUCACCGCAGCUGCUGUGGGCGCUACGCAACCUUCAGCCGCAAAAAUGCGGUUGGGCCCCCUCCCCCCCGCUUCGGUGUUGUUCUGGUUGGCCAGGCCUCCAGUGACCUCUGCAGAAAAACGUACAGUUGCAAGGCUUCAGUUCCUCCCGCGGUGCAGACAAUACGGACGUUUGUCUUUGGGAGCGAGGGAGGGCAAUUGAGCACUGCGUCCAGGGCGCAGUCUGUAAACAGCAGGUGGUUUUGUCCGCGGCUCCCCUUUUUACAACGAGCGUGGGGGAAGGGAAUUAGGAGGAGAGGUGUGACUGGAUAGUCCGGAGAGCCGGUCUUUAAGGGAUUGUGAGAGCCUAGGAGGGAAUGGAAAGGUGGCUCCUUCCAGCUCGCCUUCUAAUCAGCUGUCUUGCAGGAGCCUGGUUCUGGAGCCAGACUGACCGCCCUUGAGUCAUGACUCCUCCUUUACUGGCUUUGUGGUAUUAGUGUGGCCUUUUCCUGUCUGAUGCUGGAGGAGGCAACCUGAUGGUCCUCUGACAACUGUUCGCCUCAGCACUAAGGAAACAGAUGGCAAUGUCACAGACACAGGAUUAUGAAUGCAGAAGCCACCAUGUUGAUGAGCAGGAGUCCAGGAUUCCAGGGUCAAGCACCAGGCUGGAGUGGGUGGAGAUCAUCGAACCACGCACACGCGAACGUAUGUAUGCCAACCUGGUCACCGGGGAGUGUGUGUGGGACCCUCCAGCCGGCGUGCGAAUCAAGCGCACCAGCGAGGACCAGUGGUGGGAGCUCUUUGACCCCAAUACAUCACGCUUCUACUACUACAGUGCUGCCUCGCAGCGCACCGUGUGGCAUCGCCCGCAGAACUGCGACAUCAUCCCUCUGGCCAAAUUGCAGACGCUGAAACAGAACACUGAGUCUCCACGUGCCUCUGCGGACAGCAGCCCAGGGAGGGGCAGCCGAGAUGGUAGCACCGGCUCCUCCCUGGAGCCAGAGCCGGAGGAAAGGGCACAAGAGCUGCCAGUUCGCAGCGGGCGGGCGACAACCUUGGUCACUUCAAAGGAGGAGAGUAGCAGCUGCUCGCCACCAGGUGUGCUCCUGGAGAAGGACUAUGAGGUUUACCGGGAUUACAGUGCGGACGGCCAGCUCCUUCACUACAGGACCUCCUCACUGCGGUGGAAUUCUGGUAACAAGGAACGCAUGCUCAUCAAGGUUGCUGACCGUGAACCCAGCUUCCUCACGUCCCAAGGCAAUGGCUAUCCCUCAGACAGCCAGCCUGGGGGGCAUCACCGCAGACCAUCUGGUAGCCAGCACUCACCUAACCUGCAGACCUUUGUUCCUGACACUGAUGGCAGUGUCUUCUUUCCAGAGAGGCGGCCCUCACCGUUCCUAAGAAGGGCUGAGCUCUCUGGAAACUGUUCUCCACUGCUGAUGCAGCCCCGAAAGCCCUCCAGUGACUCCCAGCCCUCCUCCCCGCGCUAUGGCUAUGAGCCCCCACUCUAUGAAGAGCCUCCCGUGGAAUACCAGGCCCCUAUUUAUGAUGAGCCCCCCAUGGAUGUGCAGUUUGAGACCAACAGCCCCUACCAGACUGGCUCACCUCAGAGGUCACCAGGCCGAAAGCCCCACCCAUUCCUGCAAACUACCAAACAGACCCCAACAUCACCCUGCCAGCAGCUGAUGCGCACCAAACAGAAGUGCCCAGAGCGCUUUCUGAGCCUGGAAUACAGUCCUGUGGGCAAGGAGUAUGUGCGGCAGCUGGUGUAUGUGGAGCAGGCGGGCUCCAGCCCCAAGCUCAGAGCUGGGCCCAGGCACAAGUAUGCACCCAACCCUGGUGGUGGCACCUACUCCCUGCAGCCCAGCCCCUGCCUGCUGAGAGACCAGCGCCUAGGGGUCAGAUCAGGAGACUACAGCACCAUGGAAGGGCCCGAGUCACGCUCAAGUCAACCACCCACACCACUGCCCCAAGCCCAGGAGGAUGCCAUGUCCUGGUCCAGUCAGCAGGACACCAUGUCUUCCACAGGCUACUCCCCAGGCACUCGAAAGAGAAAGAACAGAAAGCCAUCUCUGUGCCAAGUCCCUAGCACCUCAUCCACUGAUGGUGCUGGAGACCUACUAGGAGAGCAGCCUCUGACUGAAGAGCGUUCUCCAUGCAGGUCCAGCCUUACCCCAGUAAAGGCUGAAGCAGACCUAGUACGAGGCACACCUGAGCCCUUCCUGGCCCAGGCCCGGCUGGCCUGGGAGGCCCAGCAAGCCCACUUCCACAUGAAGCAGAGGGGCAGCUGGGACUCCCAGCAAGAUGGCUCAGGGUAUGAGAGUGAUGGCGCUGUCCCCCUGCCCAUGCCUGGGCCUGUGGUACGAGCGUUCAGUGAGGAUGAGGCGCUGGCACAGCAGGACAAGCACUGGAAGCGGAGCACCUUUGAGAAGCUUGGUUUCCCCCAAAUCCUGCUGGAGAAAAGCAUCUCUGUACAGACCAACCUGGCCUCACCGGAGCCUUACCUCCAUCCCUCACAGUCUGAGGACCUUGGUGCCUGCGCCCAGUUUGAGAGCAGCCGGCAGAACCGCAAUGCAGUUCCCAGCUCCAGCUGCGUCUUCCCCACGUUCACACUGCGUAAGCCCUCCUCAGAGACGGACAUCGAGAACUGGGCCUCCAAGCACUUCAACAAGCACACCCAGGGUCUCUUCCGACGCAAAGUGUCCAUAGCCAACAUGUUGGCCUGGAGCAGCGAGUCCAUCAAGAAGCCCAUGAUCGUGACCAGCGACCGGCAGGUGAAGAAGGAGGCCUGUGAGCUCUUCAAGCUCAUUCAGAUGUACAUGGGUGACAGGCGGGCCAAGGCAGACCCGCUGCACGUGGCCCUGGAGAUUGCCACCAAAGGCUGGAGUGCACAGGGCCUGCGGGAUGAGCUGUACAUCCAGCUGUGCCGGCAGACCACAGAGAACUUCCGCCUGGAGAGCCUGGCCCGUGGCUGGGAGCUCAUGGCCAUCUGCCUCGCCUUCUUCCCACCUACCCCCAAGUUCCACUCCUACCUGGAGGGCUAUAUCUACCGACAUAUGGACCCCGUUAACGACACUAAAGUGACACAACACAUAAAAGAGCUUCUGGAAAGGAACAGUAAGAAGAAGUCCAAACUGAGAAAGAAACCCAAGCCUUAUGUUGAAGAGCCAGAUGGGGUGGCAAUAAGCACCUAUGCGAAGUACUGUUACCACAAACUGCAGAAGGCAGCCCUGACUGGGGCCAAGAAGGGCCUGAAGAAGCCUAAUGUGGAGGAGAUCCGCCAUGCCAAGAAUGCGGUGUUCAGCCCGUCCAUGUUUGGCAGUGCGCUGCAGGAGGUGAUGAGCAUGCAGAAAGAGCGCUAUCCUGACAGGCAGCUGCCCUGGGUACAGACACGGCUCUCCGAGGAGGUGCUGGCACUCAACGGUGACCAGACAGAGGGCAUCUUCAGGGUCCCUGGUGACAUUGAUGAGGUGAACGCCCUGAAGUUGCAGGUGGAUCAGUGGAAGGUGCCUACAGGCCUGGAGGACCCACAUGUCCCUGCAUCGCUGCUGAAGCUGUGGUAUCGGGAGCUGGAGGAGCCCUUGAUUCCUCAUGAAUUCUACGAACAAUGCAUUGCACACUACGAGAGCCCGGAGGCCGCCGUGGCCGUGGUGCAUGCGUUACCGCGCAUCAACCGAAUGGUGCUGUGCUACCUCAUACGCUUCCUCCAGGUGUUCGUGCAGCCUGCCAAUGUAGCCAUCACCAAAAUGGACGUCAGCAACCUGGCUAUGGUGAUGGCACCCAACUGCCUGCGCUGCCAGUCGGAUGACCCGCGUGUCAUCUUCGAGAAUACACGAAAGGAGAUGUCCUUCCUUCGAGUGCUCAUUCAGCAUCUAGAUACCAGCUUCAUGGAGGGCGUGCUAUAGCACUCAGGCUACGGACACCCACUAGGGUGACACCCGGGGAGGUGGGAGGGAAACCCCAGUGCGAGGCAGCAUGUCAGGCCCCGCCAGAUGCCCGUCCUGCCCCGCCCCGCCCCAGGUCCUCCGGGGCAAAGCAGCCGCGCCGUAUCUCGUGGCCAGUUCCUGCGGGCACCGCUCCAAGGUCGCAGGCCAGCCCCGAGAAGUGCCUUCUGUUUCCCGGAGCCAAGCGACACUGCCCUCCUGGUUGGCCGAAGCACAUGCCGCGUUGUUCAGUACAACACGACCUCGUCCCCUCUUCAGGGCAGUCCUCCACCAAGGCACCCUCGCCCUGAGCCCUCCAACCCUAGUCUUGGGGCCUGAAGGAGAGUGAGAGGCGCUUAAAGAGCAGUGCUGGCCACCACUAGGAUGCGGUCCAGUGCCAUCGGCCCAAUGCCUAAUGAGUCUUUGUGCAAGGGGAGGCCCCAAACCAAAGCCCUCUGUAGUAUGGCCAGGGCAGGCAGGCGUUCUUGGGGCGGGUGGGGGAGGGCGAGAGAGAGGUUUUGUUUUUAUGGUUUUUCGGGUUAAGUCCAGAAUCUAUCCCGCACCCAUCCUACCUGUGUAUAAAGAUAUAAAUAGACCGACAGAUGUCAGAACUAAGUUUGCUAAGGACAUAGUUUUAACCAGAUGCUAUUUAUCUCUUGAACUGCCCUUGCCGUCCUCGCGUUGAGCAAGUUAGCACCACUCUCCUUUGACCUCGCGGCCUCUGACCAAACUCCACACCCGGACGGAGCGUGGAUGGGACCCAGACUCGUCUGCGUUUUCCAUUCCGGAAUCUGAGUUCCAACAGUUGUCAAACUUCAUUUCUCCCGUUUAUAUGAUAUAUAUAUUUUUAGAAUUUUUAUUUAUUAAAAACAAAACUUCCGCCAUGCUGAGGCCCGCAGCCCUCUGGGGCGGAUCCUGGACCUCUGUGGCAGCCUGGCCGCAGGCCCUCCCUCGGGCGUGUGGACCGAGGUGACUGGAGCGCCGUGUGAAUAAAGUUCAAGUGC
Messenger RNA from Acomys russatus (golden spiny mouse), 4954 nucleotides. It is a transcript of the gene Arhgap39, whose product is annotated as Rho GTPase activating protein 39. The transcript has 12 exons. Gene Ontology annotation, cellular component: cytoplasm; cytoskeleton. The coding region runs from base 606 to 3932 and encodes 1108 amino acids. Gene Ontology annotation, biological process: signal transduction. The record is from RefSeq and is a predicted model, not a curated record. Gene Ontology annotation, molecular function: protein binding; GTPase activator activity. NCBI's taxonomy places the organism in Eukaryota, Metazoa, Chordata, Mammalia, Rodentia, Muridae.